GAACAGAUACGUCCCUCAGAUGCAAGAUGUCCGAUCGACUGGCCCUCCCCGAGCUUCAGCGCCGAUUGAUCGAGCGAAGCAGACGUCUCGGCUUUGUGCCUUAUGCGGACACCCCCCUCCGAGGAGUACGAGACCGCUCAUCAUCCGACGACGGCACCGACAGCGAAGACGGGGCGAGCUCUGAGCAGCGAGGUGCGCGCGGCUCGACGAGAGCUCGUUCGAGCCCUGAUCAUCAACCUCCUGAACCGGGUCGACUUGGCUGUACAAACUGGUGCACCUGCGGCCAGUGCGAGGCGAUGCCGACCAUCGUGGAAAGCGUCUGCUGCCGCGAAAUUCCGGCAGCGACCGAGAAGCAACCGUCGGGCUGCAUUACUAGGAAUGUUCGCUUCCACACGCUGUGCCUGGACGAAGUGGUGCUCGACGUCGUCUUCCAUACGCUCCAGGACCACGGCGUACGCGUCGAGAACACAAGACGGUACCGGUACAUCAGCUAUAGCCAACUGGCGCACUGGCUUUGGGGACGCCUGGGCAGGAAUCACAGGAAGGUCCUCCCAGCCUGUGCUGUACACAAGAUAAGGGAGAGAUUUCCGUCAGAGGAUUACACUGGCUUUCAGUAUGCAAACAGAAACUAAAAUCUUUGCCAAAGUUAUUAUGCUGUUCACAUUGUGUUAAUUAAAAAGGGAAAGGGGGUGCACCAGAAUUAGAGGGUGAUGUCUAAAAUCCAUAAAAGAUAGUCUUUUCAAUUUUGUCAUUGCGAAAACACCAAAUUUUUAGUAUCAUCAAGGUAGUCUACGGGUCAAAUAUUACUAUACAAUUUCAUUUAAAUGUUUAAUGUACUAGUCAUAAGUUUGAGAUGCGUCAAGUCACAGAGAUGAACCAACUCAAGUGGGAGGCAGACUGUACAACCAACAUGGCAGUUUGUACCGCUUGUUCACUUUAGCUAACACUGUUAUUGCAGUAUAAACGCAUUACAACAGACAUUCAAAUAUAACAUACUGAUUUGUCAAGUUUGGUAGGUUUUCUAUCUGUGCCACUGAUCCAACUUUGUGUCUGCAUUCUGCAUACUUCUUUUACAACAGCCCUAAAUCCUAGGCACUAGCAAAGUCUGUUAAAACGAGUUUAGGUUGAUAUGUCUUGUUGACAGUUUGACCUUCAGUUGUCUUUUUGCUUUUCCAUGCGAAGCCAACAGAUUGCAUCAGUGCGGUGAGUGCCAUUUUGCAUUCGCUGAACUUAGUCGAGCAUGCCUUUUCGCAUGAUAACUCAUGUAACUGUUCAUACCAUGUGAAUGUGCCAUGUUAUUGACAAUCUGAUACCAGUCUUGCCUUCUGCAGCUAAAGUUUCGGUUUUGAUUUGCAAUCAUGUAUAAAUGAAGACUACAUAAGGAAUGUAUCUUACUUUCCAUGAAAAAAAAUCGCCCAGGACUGUUUGUCACUGCUUAUCAAGGCAAGACCGCGCAUUAUACAGAUAUUUUCAGAGUUGAACGUAAUUUUCCGAUGAAGGAUUAUGCACAAUAUCUGAAUGCUUUACAGGUAAACAGGGCGCACAUUCUUUCCUCAACGUCAGGCUAAAGUUAAGACGGUCACAAAACAUUAAACAGGUGGUUGUGUAGCAUCUUGGGAAGUUGAACAAGGGUACAGCGAAUGAUAUCCUUCAGCAGUGCAAUUCGAGAACUAAUCCCCCUAAAGCCAGUGAAGCUUGCUUGUCUAGAUCAGACAUCUGCUGAGCACAAUGUAUGUAGACAUUACAUUAAUUCAGUAUUUGAGGCUGCUAUUUUGAACCUUAGCCACUUCCAGGGUUUGGGCAGUUUAACAGGAGAGUACCUACUUUUGAGUACCUUAGUUGUGAGUGUUCUGCUGCCUAUGCCGCAACACACUUACGAAAGCUUGGCUCCUUAGUGGUGGCAUUAAUAAAAAUAAAGCAUUGGUUCGAGCUCCACAUCGAGUCAGAAGAGUGAGUAGCGAUAUCCAAACAUCAGCCUUGUGUUUAUAAGCAGUCAGGCCCACGUUUUGUGGUGGUUUUUGUAACUUAUAGUAUGAUAUUUUGCAACUCAAGAACAGCAGAAGUCUCCCCUUUUCCCUCCACAUUUGCACUGAAUGCUUAAAAGGAGAGGAGAAAGCCACCAAUCCUGAUAAGUGGUUUCCUACUCUCCACUCGCCUGCCAUUCUUGAGCUGCAACAGACUAUAGUUAUAUCAACUGUGAAGUAAACCCUCAUUUUCUGCAUUAGUGACUAGUCGCAUUACGAAAACAGGGGGGAAAUGAUGGUCACAACAUGUCUUUUUUUAUUUUUGAUGGGUUGCUGUUAGCAGUGUGUGAGAAAUGAUGGAUUAGAUGAUAGCACAUAGCAGACAGUAAUAGUUUGCAUUUAUUACUGCAUUGCCUGUGAAGUGAAUAUGUACCUGAUCUUAUUUAAAAUUGUAUAAGGAUAAAGGAAAUGAGGUAUUUUCGGAAUGUAAACCGUGUUCUGUAGUAUAUAAAUUAUGUACCCUCUCCCAUGUAAUUGCAGUGUCUACAAAUAAAUUUUCAUAAACUCAAUGUCUUCCUAUCAGCAUCAAUAAGCUAAUGAUAUAGAGGAGCACCCACCUGAUCU
Molecule: messenger RNA, 2588 nt
Organism: Ixodes scapularis (black-legged tick)
Lineage: Eukaryota; Metazoa; Arthropoda; Arachnida; Ixodida; Ixodidae
Product: P2X purinoceptor 7-like
Exons: 3
Coding region: 27-632 (201 amino acids)
Source: RefSeq, a predicted model, not a curated record